Medicago truncatula (barrel medic) is the source of this 711-nucleotide messenger RNA. RefSeq lists its product as uncharacterized. The transcript has a single exon. NCBI's taxonomy places the organism in Eukaryota, Viridiplantae, Streptophyta, Magnoliopsida, Fabales, Fabaceae. The record is from RefSeq and is a predicted model, not a curated record. Bases 137 to 502 code for a protein of 121 amino acids.
CUUGUACGCGUUCCCUUAUAUUUUAAAGACAACACUCACAACCUUUCAUCACACACUAACACAAAUUCAACUCUUUCUGUUGCUUCUACUUCUAGCUAAACUAAACUUCAAAGAAACAAAAAAAAAAAAAAAAAAAAUGUAUCCAGAUAGACAACAAGGUGGUGGAGGAGCACCACACGGUAUUCUUCUAGCAGUGGUGGUAGCUAUAGUGGUCAUAGUUCCUUUUCUUCUCGGAGAUCAAGGAGAAGCCAUCACAGAAGCUAUAUCGGAGCUACUGAGUCCACUCGGUCUUCUUCUUCUACCAAUCAUCCUUCUUCUCACGAUUCAGUUUCUCUCCUCUGAACGUGGAUCUUUCGUCUCCGCCAUUUUCUCCACCGGUGAACCUGAUACUAUUCAUCGUGUUAGUGGAUCACCGUUCGGUGUUGCUCUAUUCCUUGUUCUCAUUCUUGUGCUUUUGUAUAACCGUUUUUCGAUCUUCGGUGGUGAUGAUUCAGAUGACUGAAAACAACUCUACUUGUUUUCUUUUUCUAGUUUCUAGAUCUGACUUUAAGCUUUAUUUAUUUCUGAAAGCGCACUAUUCUAUAUGUUAUCAGUUAUUGAAGUAUGAAAAUGGAAUUUGGUGUUACAUUAUUAGUACAUUACAUUACUACGAUCUUUUUGUCCGUUUUGGUUUAUAUUCGAUUAUCAAGAGAAAUAAAAUGUUAUACACAG